UUUUAGGAUGCGGCUCAAGCGCCCGUGCGCGACGCGCCGCACAGCUCUCGAAAUAACGAAAAACAUGUAGCAUCGCUGUCACAAAUCAUCACCAUGACCAUUACGGGGCCAACAAGGCGCAGGAGGCAGCCACCACCCAAAGCUCAUCCUGGGACUAAGAUCACAAAAAUGAUAGAAUAUGUCUUAGCCAAAAAAGGCGUCGUGCGCAACACCCCGAGGGAGUUCCACAACGUCAUGAGCCAUUUGCAGCUCCAAGGCGCUCCUCAAGUGUUCGGGCGCGGCUUCGGCGGCGAGCUGUACGCGGCCGCCGCCCCCUUGCAAAAUAAUAACGCUGCGCCUGCGGUUGCAGGCGUGCUCACGUUCCUCGAGCAUCGACUGGCCCAGGUCUCGGGCACCGACGAGACCGCGCUGAGCCCCGCGCCUGCGCCUGCGGCCGCUGCCCGAGCCUACGUCCCCCCGGCCACGGCCUAUCGGCGUCAAAGCCUCGGGGGCGUCAACGCGCCGCCCCGGACGGGCGGCGCCGCGGGCUCGAAGAAAAAACGCAAGCGCGUGGUGGCGGAGUAUCCCGACGGGACCUUGGAGCCGCCGCCUGCGCGUCGCGGCCGUCCUCCGAGGCUCCAGAUAGAGCCGACGGCGCUCGCGGCCCUGGAGACGUCGAGCGCCGCGGCGCCCGCCGUCGCCGUGGCGGCCUGGCGGUCGCUCACCCGAACCAUGGCCGACGAGUUCAUCUGCAAGGCGGUGUCGAGGGACUGGUGCAAGGCGCGCGCCGCUGCGGAGGCCGUGGUCUACUUUAGAAAGCUCGGCGUCGUGCUGCCUCAGGCCGCGAUGGAGACGCACCUCGAGGCGGCGCGCCAGAACAAGCAGUUAUUCCUCAAGCGCAUGCGCCGGUCGAUAAAGCAAGCGCGGCAGUUCUACAACGCGCACGCCGAGGCGUCGCAGGGCUGGCUGCCCGUCGUACCGCGGGACCUCCCCAUCGUCGACUUCCGGCGACAGUACCUCGGGUUAAAACCUGCCAUCGCUGCCGGUACUGCCGUGAUUUUGAAGUCUCGCCGCGCCGCGCCGCGUUCGCUCGUCGAGUCGCUGGAGGAGGCGCUGACGCUGGGACGGCGCCCGAUUCCGGCUCGUUAUUUGAGAGAGGUCUACGACUUCAUGGCCCAGCACAAGCUCGCGAACAAAGCGGCGGCCGCGAUCUUGAGGCAGGAACGCAGUGAGACGGGCAUCACGUAUUCCCCGACGUGGUGCCUGCGCGCCGUGGCGACCUACGACUUAGCCGUGGUCCAGGAGCUCCGCCGGCUUAUUGAGGGCAUGAAUUCCAUGUAUGUAAUUCACGACGGCGGGCGAGUGCCUCGCGUUGCAGUCAAAGGUCUUUUAAAUGAGUUUGUACCGGUACGCCAUCGACGCGGCGCCGCGUCCCCGCCGUCCGCGCGACGGCGGGGGCGCGGCGCAUGACCGGUCGCCCCCGCGCAGGUCGACGACGCUCGCGUCCUCCGGAUUCCGCGUCAAAUUCGCGGCGCUGUUCUUCGGCGGUCGGCUGGUCGGCGAGCGGCCGCCGCGCUGUGCGAUGGCGUGGGCCGGCGCCGACGCCGCGUCGCACGAGGCGGCUUCGCUGGCGCGGGCGGCGCAACACGUGCCGAGCGGCUUCUACCUCGAGGCGCCGAAGUCGAGGGCCAAGGGGGGCUAUUCGUUUUUUCAAGAAAUGUUUGCGCUGGACCCGGAGCUGGACGCGCGCGUCGCCUCGAGUCUACGGAUGAUCAACGCGAGCAACCCUUGGCGGAAUUUGCCGAGGGACGACCCGCGCAUCCUCUCCGCUUAUGCGGACGAGGCGGCUGCGGCGGCGGCUCUCGCGGAGCGACGGCGGGACUACGAUGCGGCCUUCGAAACCGCGCUGGAGGCCGAGGGAACGGCGACGGAGCUCGAGCGGACGAGUUUGUUGCCGGGCGCGCCGGCUGCGCGCCAGACGCCGACCGCCGCUGUUUUGUACGAGACCGCCUUCGGCGAGCGACAGCCGGGCGUCGGGCUGCACGCGUCGGUCGAGCACCUGCGUGCGCGGUGGGCGUCGGAUGAGGCGGACGCCGCCGCCGUCGCCGCGUGCCACGCCGAGGCGGCGCGCUUGGCGGAGGAGCGCGUCGACUCGCAGCGGGCCCUUUUGACGGACUCCACCGGUGGCUACGUGGGGCCUCGCGGCCACCUUACCUUCGACGUCCCCCUGGACGACACUAAUGAUUUGCGGCGCGCGGCCGGCCUCGAACCCCUCGACCCGCCGCCGCCCCGGCCGCGGCGCAUGAACCUGUCGCUGAAUCUAGAUUCGUGGAGGAUGGCGCUCGUCCGCGACGCCGACUCCGACUCCGACGCGGCGCCGGCGGCGCCAGAGUCUCCCACGGAGACGCGGAGGGGCCGACAGGUCCGACGACGGGGAAUCUACGACAACUCCGAAAAUUGAACGACCCUCUUAUUCUGGGAGCGUGUUUGUAGUCUUGGUGUAAGAUUGUUACUUGGAA
Messenger RNA from Pelagomonas calceolata, 2498 nucleotides. Lineage: Eukaryota; Pelagophyceae; Pelagomonadales; Pelagomonadaceae. The record is from the annotation of a GenBank genome assembly.